Molecule: messenger RNA, 4332 nt
Organism: Cadophora gregata
Lineage: Eukaryota; Fungi; Ascomycota; Leotiomycetes; Helotiales; Ploettnerulaceae
Gene: ATG26
Product: Sterol 3-beta-glucosyltransferase
Exons: 6
Coding region: 1-4332 (1443 amino acids)
Biological process (GO): carbohydrate metabolic process
Molecular function (GO): hexosyltransferase activity; UDP-glycosyltransferase activity
Source: RefSeq, a predicted model, not a curated record
AUGGCACCGCUGGAGGAGGACUUAAAGAAGCGCGUGGCGCGUAAGUUGACGAAGAAGAGGAAAGAGGGACGUCAGGUCACAAUGGAGAUCCCAGAGCGCUUUCGAGACGGCGACGACGCGGACGAGGACUGUACUGCUCUCCAUGGCCGGAACGCCUACAUGAAUCAGUCCGUCUUUGGCAUGAUAGCAGCAGCUGGAUCCCAGGUCGACUUCAAUGCCAGAUUCGAUGGUCCGUCGAGCGACGAGGAGGAUGAUGGGGAGCCUCCAGCAUCACUUACGACUGAGUUGAAGGUCGACAAGACGCGGAAGGGGAAGCUACCUGCCAGACCAGAGAAGAAUCACCGACGGAAGUUCUCAGAGAGUAAGCUUCUGCGGUCUCUGUCAGCUAUGGGACGGUCCAAAUCGAAACUCUCUCCAAGCGGCUCCAAAUCCCCUUCACCCAGCCCAUCUCCUGGAGCUGUUAGCCCCGACGCUCAAGUUACCCGCACACACUCCAGAGAUGCUCCAGUCAUGAGCAGGAUGCUAGAAGCUAAGGCAGAGCUAUCUUUACGGCCGAGCUUCGAUUUACCGCGACCUAAACAUACCCGAGAAGGCGCUGUGGCAGAAGAACAGACAUCGAGCACUCUGGCAAAGCAGCUUAUGGACAUAUUCGAGUUUGAGACCGCGGAGGAUGUAAUAGAAGAAUAUCCUUGCUGGUUACUAAAGAGCGUCUUGCUCCAAGGUUACAUGUAUAUAACAACAAAGCACAUAUGCUUCUAUGCUUAUUUGCCCAAGAAAUCUAAUGAAGUCGUGAAAUCUGGAUAUCUCUCCAAGUCUGGCCGACGAAAUCCGAAAUAUAAUAGAUACUGGUUUCGGCUGAAAGACGACGUUCUUUCGUACUAUUCAGACCCGUCGGAUUUGUACUUCCCGAGCGGAAAUAUUGACCUACGGUACGGGAUAUCCGCGAGCGUCGCAGAAAAGGAGAAGGGAAAGGAUGCUACGCACUUCACCGUCGUAACACAUCAGAGGAAGUACAACUUCAAGGCCGAUAGUGCUCCGAGUGCCAAAGAAUGGGUCAAAUCGCUUCAGAAGAUCAUCUUCCGUUCCCACAACGAGGGUGAUAGCGUCAAGAUAUCAUUGCCGAUCGAGAACAUUAUCGACAUAGAAGAUAGUCAAAUCAUUGACUUUGCAGACACCUGCAAGAUUCGAGUCAUUGAUAAUGACGAAACUUACGCUAUCGAUGAGUACUUUUUCUCAUUCUUCAGCUUCGGUAAGGAGGCGCUGAAUGUUCUACGAAUACUGGUUGAGGGCACUACAGCUCAGCAAGUUCCCGAAGAGGUUUUACUCUCGCCUCCUCAUCUUGAUGGAAAUCAAAGUCCUAGGUCACGGAGCAUUGGCCCUUCGAAACGAAAUUCCUCUCAGACACCCAGAGACAGACGUCCACACCCGCAACCGCCUCCGCCAAUUAGAACCACUACCCCGCUCCUGGAACACAGUGUCAAGGCCACGCUAUCACCCAUAGGUGCUGCUGUAAGCCCUCGGGCCAGUACUGAGCUCAGUCGUGCCAGUUCUGAUGCCUACCGAAGAAGCAUGGAUCUCAAGAACUUUGGGAGACGUAGUGUUGAUCUUAACCGAUUAACUAUGGAUGGUGCCCCUGGGUGUCGAAGCGUUAGCGCUAAUAGGCGAAGCUUGAGCAGACACCGCCUCCCUGAAAGACGAGCUUCAGAAAAGUACGGCUCCUCGGACUCUUUCGUUCACUCUUUAGAGGAACCUGGAUCAUCUGGCGCGCUUCCAUCAGCAAGCGACGAUACACAAGCUUUGGCCAGUCAAAUAUUGAGAGGCUCUGAUGUAUUUCUGUCGCCGACAAUUCAGCGCUCGGCGUCAGCUUCACGGCGACGAGAACCUGAUUCCAACAACAACGAUUCCCGAUCCGACUCACCCUCGCGAGUCACUCCCAAUACAGGAACAAUGGGACCACCGAGACCACGUCAUACUGCCACAACCACUCCAGUUGAUGACUCAAACGCAGGUCAAGUUGAGCCAUCUGUAUCGGCUCCAACGCUACAGAGCCUUGUCAAAGCAGGAGCAUACCCGUUACAACGUGCCGCUGGCUUCGCAGGAUAUCUCAACCGACACUCAAAGCGUAUGAGUACUUUGCUGGCAACAGAAUCAAUGGGUUACGUCGAGAAGGUGUCAGGGAUGUGGAAGGGUGGUAAGAAGCAUUUUGAUGAGCCCCAAGGACUGGCUCCCGACGAUGAGACGUACGACGACGAUGAAGAUCAGUCCGCCGCGUACGGAGACCGUUUUCGAGAACACUUUGCACUUCCUGCUACGGAAAAGCUUCAAGCUUCGUACUUUGGCUUUCUCCAUCGCGUCUUACCUCUAUAUGGGAAGAUCUACAUUAGUGACAGGUCCUUCUGCUUCCGCAGCCUUCUCCCUGGCACACGCACCAAGCUUAUUCUACCCCUGAAGGAUAUUGAGAAUGUUGACAAGGAGAAAGGGUUCCGAUUUGGGUAUUCUGGAUUGGUUGUAGUCAUUCGAGGGCAUGAAGAGCUCUUUUUCGAAUUCCCUCAGGCUGAAUUGCGAGAUGACUGUGCAAUCACGCUACUCCAAAAUCUGGAAACUAUGCGUUUUCUCAAGGAAUCGGGUCUUUUAAGCGCGGAAGAGAAAGAAAGUGCUCAAAAUGCGAGCGACGAGCACAGAUCUCUCCAACAGGCACGUAUGGAUGGCUAUGCAGAGCACGAAAUCAAAAUGCCAAAGACAGCUGAAGAAGCUAAAGCUGAAGGCCCGCCCAUACUGUUUGAUGAUCCGCGAGCGUCGAUCCUCAACUUCAAACCGACUGAGUCUCUUCGAGUUACUUGCUUGACGAUCGGUUCGCGAGGUGAUGUUCAACCCUAUAUUGCGUUGUGCAAGGGGUUGAUGGCUGAAGGCCACCGAACACGAAUUGCCACCCAUCGGGAGUUCCAGGCCUGGAUUGAGAGCCACGGGAUUGAGUUUCGGCCAGUGGAAGGAGAUCCCGCAGAGCUGAUGCGAAUCUGUGUCGAGAAUGGCAUGUUCACUUAUUCAUUCCUGAAGGAGGCCUCGACGAAGUUUCGUGGCUGGAUUGAUGAGUUGCUUUCUUCAGGUUGGGCUGCGUGUCAGGACUCGGAUCUGCUUAUUGAGAGUCCCAGUGCCAUGGGCGGCAUCCAUAUCGCCGAGGCACUUGGCAUCCCAUAUUUCCGGGCUUUCUCUAUGCCAUGGACACGAACUCGCGCAUAUCCUCAUGCAUUUGCAGUUCCAGAUCACAAGAUGGGUGGCGCGUACAAUUACAUCACAUAUGUCAUGUUCGACAACGUCUUCUGGAAAGCCAUUUCUUCUCAGGUCAACAGAUGGAGACGGAAAGAGCUGGGGCUGCAAGCCACCAGUCUCGAGAGAAUGCAACCAAACAAGGUUCCAUUCUUGUACAAUUUCAGCCCAUCUGUAGUUGUUCCGCCACUGGACUAUAGUGAUUGGAUUCGCGUGACUGGAUACUGGUUUCUCGACGAGGGCGGAAGUGAUUGGAUGCCACCCAAAGAACUGACUGACUUCAUCCAGAAGGCCAGAGACGACGGCAAGAAGAUCGUCUACGUUGGCUUUGGGUCAAUUGUCGUUCAGGACUCAGCGGCCAUGACGGCUACCAUUGUCCAAUCAGUUCUCAAAGCCGAUGUCAGAUGCAUAUUGUCAAAGGGGUGGUCAGAUCGACUUGACAGGAAAGAUGCCGCAAUUGUGGAAGAGCCGCUACCUGCGGAGAUCCUCCUGAUCAAGUCCGCUCCUCACGACUGGCUGUUCAAGCAAAUCGAUGCAACUGCACAUCAUGGUGGUUCCGGAACAACAGGUGCCAGUCUAAGGGCCGGGAUUCCAACAAUCAUCAAGCCGUUCUUCGGAGAUCAGUACUUCUUCGGCUCCCGUGUACAGGAUCUUGGUGUUGGUAUCUGUCUGAAGAAGCUCAACGUGAGCUCCUUCUCGCGUGCAAUGUGGGAAGCGUGCAACAGCCAGAGAAUGAUUGUCAAAGCCAAUGUCCUAGGUGAGACCAUCAGACAGGAGAAUGGCGUAGACACGGCGAUUCAAUCUAUCUACCGCGAUCUCGAGUACGCUAAAUCGUUAAUCAAGCGCCGCGACGGCAAAUCUACAGAUGACACCACUGAAGAUCCAGAGGAGAGCUGGACAUUCAUCGGCGAUGAGAACGACCCCGUUCUUGUGAAGCGGAUUCACGAUUGGGAUUCUUUGGCUCAAAGCGGUAUUCUGGCGCAGAAUGCAGGGGGGCAGGGAUCCGAGAGCUCGGAUGGAAAGGCAUUUGGGGGUAGCGAGAGUUUUGCUAAGGAUAUAGCUGCAUGA